Messenger RNA from Hibiscus syriacus, 878 nucleotides. Its product is annotated as bidirectional sugar transporter SWEET17-like. Gene Ontology annotation, cellular component: membrane. Lineage: Eukaryota; Viridiplantae; Streptophyta; Magnoliopsida; Malvales; Malvaceae. Gene Ontology annotation, molecular function: sugar transmembrane transporter activity. The record is from RefSeq and is a predicted model, not a curated record. Gene Ontology annotation, biological process: carbohydrate transport.
UCAAGUACACCUAUCUCCCUUCCAAGCUUCCUCAUCUCUCAUCAUCUUUCCCAAAAACUGAAUCUUCUUUCCCUAGAAUGGAACAGUUGAGUUUCUUUGUGGGUCUUAUAGGCAAUGUUAUCUCAGUUCUGGUUUUUCUUUCUCCAGUAGGGACAUUUUGGAGGAUAGUAAAGCAUGGAUCAACUGAGGAUUUCGAGUCUCUUCCAUACGUUUGUACAUUGUUGAAUUCGAGCUUAUGGACUUACUAUGGAAUCACUAAGCCCGGAGCUUAUCUUGUUGCCACUGUUAAUGGCUUUGGCAUCCUGGCUGAAGCUGUCUAUGUUGUUUUGUUCCUCGUAUAUGCACCAAGAAAGAUGAGGGUGAAGACUGGGAUUUUGGUAGGGAUAUUGGAUGUGGGAUUCCUAGCAGCAGCUGUUUUGGUUACUCGUUUAGCAUUGGAAGGAGAAUCUCGAAUCGAUGCAAUAGGGUUUGUGUGCGCCGGCCUUAACAUCAUAAUGUAUGGCUCCCCUUUAGCUGCCAUGAAAACAGUGGUCACAAGCAAGAGUGUAGAGUACAUGCCAUUUUUCCUGUCGUUUUUUCUGUUCCUAAAUGGAGGAAUAUGGGCAUUCUAUGCAUUCCUGGAGCAAGAUAUUUUCCUGGGGGUACCAAAUGGAAUAGGUUUUGUGCUUGGAACAGCACAACUAAUUCUUUAUGCCAUUUAUAACAAUGCAAGGCCAUCAAACAACAGCAUCUCACAAGGAUUAUUGGAACAAGGCUUGCCAAAGUAGCUUACAUUAUAAUUGCAAAUGAACUAUCUUCCUACACAUAUAUUGGAUUGUUUUUAUUUUUUAUUUUUUAUUUUUUUCUUUAAUAAGAGAAAAGUUGAUAUUAUGAUUUGA